Hevea brasiliensis (rubber tree) is the source of this 522-nucleotide messenger RNA. RefSeq lists its product as uncharacterized. The transcript is spliced from 2 exons. The record is from RefSeq and is a predicted model, not a curated record. Bases 1 to 522 code for a protein of 173 amino acids. Lineage: Eukaryota; Viridiplantae; Streptophyta; Magnoliopsida; Malpighiales; Euphorbiaceae.
AUGACUCUCAAAACAGCCAAAGAAAUCUGGAAUUUCUUGAAGCAAGAAUAUGAAGGUGACAAGAGGAUUAGAGGCAUACAAGUGUUGAAUUUGAUUAGAGAAUUUGAGUUGCAAAAGAUGAAAGAAUCAGAAACAAUCAAAGAAUAUUCAGACAGACUACUCGGCAUAGUUAAUAGGGUAAGACUACUGGGUACUGACUUUUUUUAUUCUAGAAUUGUGCAAAAAAUCUUAGUCACAAUUCCUGAAAAGUUUGAAACUACAAUAUCAUCUUUGGAAAACUCAAAAGAUCUGUCAAGCAUCACCUUGGCAGAAUUGUUGAAUGCAUUACAGGCGCAGGAACAGAGGAGGUUCAUGAACAAGAACAAAAAAAGAAACAGCAAGCCUGGAGGUUCUGCUGACAACAACAAUAACAACAAAAGUAACACCCAAGUUUUUCCAUCUUGUCCUUAUUGCAAAAAGGAUAAUCAUCCACAAAGAAGAUGUUGGUGGAGGCCUGAUGUUAAAUGCAAUAAGUGUGGUUAG